UUACAGCAGAGAGGGAGUACGGGGGAGCUCGUAGGAGUCGGAAAGUUUGAUGAAGAAAUGUACGCUUCUUCUUCAUCUACAGAAGCAGAAGCUGAAGCUGAAGCUGAGAAGAACAUCUACAAAUACAUAUUCGGCUUCGUUGAGAUGGCAGUCGUAAAAUGCGCCAUCGAACUCAACAUAGCAGAAGCCAUUGAAAGCCACCACACUUGCCUCACCCUUUCCCAACUCUCGUCAGCUGUCAACUGCGACCCCUCCAUGCUGCACCGCAUCAUGCGCUUCCUCACUCGCCGGAACAUCUUCAAACAAGUCUCCACCACCCGCGACGGCGCCCAGCCUGAGCCCGCCUACGUGAACACCCCUCUCUCGCGGCUCCUGAUAAAGAAAAGCGAAGCCAGCAUGGCGGCUUUCGUGAUGCUGGAGUGCAGCCCCGUGAUGCUGGCGCCGUGGCAGAACUUAAGCGGCAGGGUUCGGGCCAACGGGACGUCGUCGUUCGAGAAGGCUCACGGGAAGGAUGUGUGGGGCUACGCGGAGGCGAAUGCGGAGCACAGAGAGCUGAUAAAUGAGGCGAUGGCGUGCGAUGCUCGGAGAGGGAUGAGGGAGAUAGUGGAGCACUGCCGGGAGGCGUUCGAGGGGGUGAGGUCGGUGGUGGACGUGGGCGGAGGGAACGGAACCGCCAUGAGGAUGUUGGUGAGAGCGUGUCCCUGGCUGCGAGGCAUCAACUUCGACCUUCCACACGUAGCAGCGGCGGCUCCCAACUGCGACGGCGUGGAACACGUGGGAGGAGACAUGUUUGUGAGCGUUCCCAAAGCAGACGCUGCAUUUCUCAUGUGGGUACUGCAUGACUGGGGGGACGAGGAAUGCAUAGAGAUCCUGAAGAAGUGCAGGGAAGCGGUAGGAGAGAAGGGGAAGGUGAUGAUAGCGGAGGCAGUGAUAGAAGAAGCAGGCGAGAAGGAGAAACUGAAGGAGGUGGGGCUGAUGCUGGACAUGGUGAUGAUGGCUCACACCAGCGUCGGCAAAGAGAGGACUGUGAGCGAGUGGGAGUAUGUGAUCAGGGAGGCCGGAUUCUCCGCCUUCUCCGUCCGCCACAUCCCUUCUUCUGUCAAGUCCCUCAUCAUGGCCUUCCCUUGAUGACAAGUCCUCCUUCUGUGAUAUUCAAAUAUCCAAUGUCAUCAUACUUUACUGAAUCUCUGGUCUCUGCCCUAUUUGUUUUUUUUUACCUUCCUUGUCAUUAUUCACUUAAAUGGAAAUAAAAGGAACUCAUGUACCCCAUCAUGUACCUCCAUCAUUUCCAUAAAGGGUCGCUUGGAACUACCCUGACAAUGUCUACCCUAUUUGUGAUUGAUAUGGAUCUACUACAUCAAAUAAAUAUGGAGUCGGCGGUUGGUUUCUUUGA
Molecule: messenger RNA, 1393 nt
Organism: Neltuma alba
Lineage: Eukaryota; Viridiplantae; Streptophyta; Magnoliopsida; Fabales; Fabaceae
Product: acetylserotonin O-methyltransferase-like
Exons: 2
Coding region: 58-1128 (356 amino acids)
Molecular function (GO): protein dimerization activity; O-methyltransferase activity
Source: RefSeq, a predicted model, not a curated record